AAUUAAUAGAUUGAAAAAUACAACAAAAUGAAAGCUCUGUAUAUCUCGAGGCAACGCUCACAGGCAUGUUUUGAAUAUUUUUUUCCUUAUGAACGAAAAUACUAAAAUAAUGAUAAGAUAAGGAGAUAAUUAUUAGCUAUAGUUAAGAUAUGUACCUAUCUAAUCUGUUAAACCUCUUGAGGCGUAGGUAUAAAUGUGUGUGCAAGCUGCCUCAUAGACGAAUAUUCUCACCAUGUAUUUUAAACUUGUAUUGGUUUCAGUUGUUCUCGUGUGUGUAGGUGUUGUCUCAGGUUCUCAAACCUCAAGGAAGUGCUAUUCUUGCGAAGCUAAUUCGUUGGAGUCCUCUGAUGUUGACUUUAAGCAAUGUCGUAGCUUUGUUAAUCUUACCGCAACUACGAGUUGUCCAAACGGAAAAUGCAUAUUUUAUCUUGAAGAAUAUCUAGGCGGCAGCUAUAACAAACAGAUCGUUUAUAAUACGGUGAGAUUAUGUCAUAUCUAUGAUUGUAACUACCUGAAGCAAAAUGGCCGCGGAAAGAAACACUGUGUGGAGUGCGACAGCGACUACUGCAAUACUAGCAAAUAUUGAUCAAUACGACCAAAUCUCUACAAGGAUUGUGAACAUUAUUGUCUGCACACUACUACCACCAUUUUGUUAUUGUUCAUUAUUAUUUUUGUUCUUUUUUCUUUGACAUGAUCCUCUAAACUAAACUGUAAAAUGAAAUAA
This is a messenger RNA of Photinus pyralis (common eastern firefly), 724 nucleotides long. RefSeq lists its product as uncharacterized. The record is from RefSeq and is a predicted model, not a curated record. NCBI's taxonomy places the organism in Eukaryota, Metazoa, Arthropoda, Insecta, Coleoptera, Lampyridae. The transcript has 3 exons. The coding region runs from base 233 to 586 and encodes 117 amino acids.